AUGGAAUGUUAUCAAGACGACUUUGGUUGGUCUUUCAAAGCCAAGCACUCCUUCAAAGUGAUCAUUGUUGGAGCUGGCAUUGCUGGACUCACCGCAGCGCUAGGAUUGCACAAGGCUGGACACGAAGUCGUCGUCCUAGAGCGAGUUCAUGAGAUUGCAGAAGUCGGUGCUGGGAUCCAAGUCGCUCCGAACGCUGCACGCAUACUAGGACGCAUUGGCCUCUUGGAACGAGUCUUGGAGAAGGCGAACGCGUUAGAAAAGAAUUCUUUGCGACGUUAUGCAAACAACGAGGAACUUGGAACAGCCCCCCUGAUGCCCCAGGUUGGCGAGAAAUACAAAGCCCCUUUGACAGUCAUCCACCGAGGGGAUCUUCAGCGCAUCCUUCUCGACGGAGUUCAGGACGCAGGCAUCGAGCUCCGCACAAGCUCGCGAGUAGUCCGAGCAGUCGAUGACUUUGAAGCGAAGGUACAGCUAGAAUCAGGAGAAUGGGUUUCUGGCGACGUGGUCAUUGCCGCAGAUGGUAUCAAAUCAGAUCUUCGCCACCAAAUGGCAUCCCAUCAUGGAAUUUCCGAUACCUGCCAACCUACCGGUGAUGCUGCAUACCGCAUUAUGAUAUCGAAGGACCAGAUGCAAGGAGAUGAGCGCGCGCUGAAUCUUUUGAACGAUGAUGUCGGCAUGCGCUGGAUGGGACCUGGAGGACACAUCAUGGCGUACCCCAUCAAAAACAACACCGUCUACAAUAUGGUCUUGCUACACCCCCAGAAACCAGGUGACCCAAAUGAAGAGAGUUGGACCAACAAGGGCGAUAAGCAGGAGAUGCUCUCCUUCUACCGCAACUGGAAUGACUUGGUAAAGAGUUUGCUGAGUUACGUCAAGGAAGAUGAUGUGAUGGAGUGGACUUUGAACUCACACUUGCCUCUACCUUCCUGGAUUGAAAACAAGGUUGCGUUGAUGGGCGAUGCGUGUCAUCCAAUGCUUCCAUAUGUGGCCCAGGGAGCUGCACAGGCAAUUGAAGAUGCGGGUGUGCUGAUGUGCGCUCUGUCUCUGACUGAUUCCGUUCCAACGGCGCUGGAAGCCUACCAGAUAGUACGAAAGGAGCGUGCAGAGCGCAUACAGAAGAGUGCCGCGGUGACGAGGAAAGCGCUGCAUUUACCUGACGGAGAGGAGCAGCGAAAGAGAGACGAAGCAAUUCGGGGAUCGGACAAGAAUCCUGAUCUUUGGGCCGAUCCUAGCUGGCAAGAUUUCAUGUGGGGGACGGAUGUCAUGAAAGAGACGGUUGACAAUUGGGCCGAUCUCGUUGCCCAUAGCCAUGGAUAUAAUCUGCAUGCGGUACAGGGAAUAGGUUACUAG
This is a messenger RNA of Penicillium odoratum, 1350 nucleotides long. RefSeq names its product FAD/NAD(P)-binding domain-containing protein. The transcript is spliced from 3 exons. Gene Ontology annotation, biological process: secondary metabolite biosynthetic process. The record is from RefSeq and is a predicted model, not a curated record. Gene Ontology annotation, molecular function: monooxygenase activity; FAD binding. Lineage: Eukaryota; Fungi; Ascomycota; Eurotiomycetes; Eurotiales; Aspergillaceae. Bases 1 to 1350 code for a protein of 449 amino acids.